Jatropha curcas is the source of this 2126-nucleotide messenger RNA. RefSeq names its product Outer membrane OMP85 family protein. Lineage: Eukaryota; Viridiplantae; Streptophyta; Magnoliopsida; Malpighiales; Euphorbiaceae. Gene Ontology annotation, cellular component: outer membrane. The record is from RefSeq and is a predicted model, not a curated record.
AAAUAUUAGAACCGCAGUCUCUAACUCUCUAUAGUUUGUACAGUGCUUAUCGUCCAAGUCACCUGUACUCUUCCUCAGUCGCCGUUUGCUCUGAAUCAUCCGUUUCCAUGGAAAAACCCGACCCGAUUCCACAAAACCCUAACAAUGAUGAGGAAGAACUUGACGAAGAAGACGAUGAUGAAGAAGAAGAGGAAGAAGAUUUUGAAGAGGAAAUCGAACCUGAAAUUCCAAAGCCUCAAACCCGACAGCCUCAAGCACGAAUAGAGCGCGCAAAGCUAGAGAACCUCUUCCGUCGGAUACAGACUGAAACGGUGCCUCUUCGGGUUCACGAUGUGAUCAUCAAGGGGAACGACAAAACCAAGGAUUCCUUAAUUGAAGCAGAAACAGCGUUACUUAAGGACGUUUCGUCAAUGCAAGAGUUGCUUGAGGCUUCGAAACUAGUGAAUUUCAAGUUGCAGGCGCUUGAAGUCUUUGAUUCGGUAAGGAUCACCCUCGAUUCUGGGCCGCCGGAGCUGCCCGGUACGGCUAAUGUGAUCGUUGAGGUUGUGGAGACUAAGAGUCCAGUUUCUGGCGAAAUCGGUGCUUACACGAAAGGCGAGGCUAGAUCUUCAACAGUUGAAGGAACUCUCAAGUACAAAAAUAUAUUUGGCUAUGGAGAUCUUUGGGAUGCCUCUUUGGCUUUUGGUGGUGAGCACAUGGCUGAGGUAAGUGCUGGUGUGUAUUUGCCAAGAUUCAAGGGACUUGUAACUCCGUUGACAGCCAGAGUAUUCCUGCUCUCCCAAGAUUGGCUAAAAUUUUCAUCUUUCAAAGAACAAGCACUGGGCCUCUCACUUGGCUUAGUUUCAACCAGGAAACAUGACUUGGUAUACAAUCUUUCAUGGCGCACCUUGACAGAUCCAUCACAAAUGGCGUCUAGAUCAGUAAGGAGGCAGCUUGGCCACGGUUUACUUUCAUCAUUGAAGUAUACAUUUAGAAUUGACCGGAGAAAUUCAUCUCUGAGGCCAACACGUGGAUAUUCUUUUGUUUCCACCACCCAAAUUGGUGGCCUUGCACCUGAUAGUAGGAGCUUACGGUUUUGCCGCCAGGAGCUUGAUCUUCGUUAUGCAAUUCCUCUUGGAUUUUUGCAUUCUGCACUCAAUAUUGGGAUCUCUAGUGGUUUAAUUUUUCCAUGGGGAGCUGGAUUCUUGAACAUGCCUACACCCCUGCCAGAAAGGUUCUUCUUGGGUGGCAAUUUAUCUCCAGUUUGCACUUUGGGAGGUCCGAUGGCAUUAUAUGGAUUUAGGACAAGGGGACUGGGCCCUACUGAGCCUCGAAGACAAUUGCAAAGUAAUCCAUCUGAUGAUAAUGCUGACUCUGGGAGGGAUUAUCUUGGAGGAGAUCUUGCUGUUACUGCUUUUGCAGAUCUUUCUUUUGAUUUUCCAUCCAAGUGGUGUCAAGCAAAAGGAGUCCAUGGGCACAUAUUUGCAUCUGCUGGAAACAUUGACAAACUAACAGAAAAUGCAUACCAAAAUUUCUCCUUGCGGAAGUUUGUGGAAUCAUUCAGAAGCUCUGUGGGUGCCGGGAUCGUUAUUCCUACAAAUCUACUCCGUAUUGAGUUAAACUACUGCUACAUGUUGAAGAAAUUUGAUCAUGACAGUGGGAAGUCAGGGUUCCGGAUCAGCUUCUCCACACCAACAUAAAAUCUGGAAAAUUUUCAUUUCUGUAAUGAUGUCUGGCAGGCCAUUUGACACACAAAUUUUCCUAUCAGGUAGUUGAGCUCUUCUAUACGUUUUGGCAUACAACGAGACUGCCUUUAUUUUUUUUCCUGCUCAAAUGUAAUUUUUAAUUGGGCCGAAUUUCAGCGUGUCUGGAACUUAAUGAGGCAUAGAUGGAGGGGAAAAUAAUUGAUUUCUCAGGAAUUAACUGGGGCCCCAUGUUUCGGGGUGUUUGAUGAGAUUGCCAAUGUUCCAAUUGAAGCACACUUUGGUAAAUGGUUAGAUAAUGUUUUUGCUUGUCAGUUUGAUGCUCAAGUUGAUUUUUUAAUAAGAGGUUGGUUACUUUUACAAGUCACUUAAUUGAUUUUGUGACUUGAACUGCAAGAUCAAUUCAUUUUAAGACGUCGUAUGAUGAAACUUUAUCUCUCUUUC